AUGGCGCGCCACUUCGGUGACACUGUAAGACCCUUCCUCGCGCGCUCCCCACCGCUUGCCUUGCCGUCCGUCCUCUUCGUACCCGCCGCACUGAAAAGAGAGGGGGUCGUCGACGUCUUGUACUUUUCCUUCUCUCACGUCGGACGACGGCCGGACGGUCAAGCACAUGCCUCUCGUCUUGCCCGUCCUGCUCGAGUCGCGCUGAGGGCGGUUGCGGCGGGGGUACCAAUCACCUACGAAGACAUCAAGGCGCUCAAGAACGACUGGCUAACAGACAACAACAUUGCCUUUUGGGAAGAAUGGCUGGAGCGCGAAAUCCUCCCCAAGUACCCGCAAGCCCGCAUCUGUCUCCUGCGGCCGUCGAUGACCUUCCUUCUCAUGAAAGAACCCGACAUGCGCCAAAUCCGCUCCGCCCUCCCCGACUUCUCCAAAACAACACACAUCUUCCUCCCCAUCAACGACGCCCGGAACGUAGCCCAGGCCGAGGGCGGCUCACAUUGGUCCCUGCUGCUUGUUAGUGCGAUCGAUGGCGUCGCGUUCCACUAUGAUUCCCUCGGCGGCGCAAACUACGCGGAGGGCCGCCUGGCUACGCAUAAGAUGGCCGAGAUCCUAGGCCGGCCGCUCCGCUACCUCAACUUGGAAGACUCCCCGCAGCAAGAGAAUGGCAGCGACUGCGGCGUCUUCGUAUGCAUCCUCAUGCGCCACCUGCUCGUCAAGCGCCUGCUCAGCGCAAACGCGCGCGAAAAGGUCAGCAUGAGCAUGGCCAACAAGCUCAUCGACAGCCACGGCGGACGGAAAGAAAUGCUCAAGAUCAUCGAGAGCCUACGCAAGGAAGGCGAGAGGAGGAGAUCGUAA
Messenger RNA from Colletotrichum spaethianum, 855 nucleotides. RefSeq names its product NEDD8-specific protease 2. The record is from RefSeq and is a predicted model, not a curated record. Gene Ontology annotation, molecular function: deNEDDylase activity; cysteine-type peptidase activity. The coding region runs from base 1 to 855 and encodes 284 amino acids. Gene Ontology annotation, biological process: proteolysis. The transcript is spliced from 4 exons. NCBI's taxonomy places the organism in Eukaryota, Fungi, Ascomycota, Sordariomycetes, Glomerellales, Glomerellaceae.